CCUUCCACGGGAGGUUGCAUGGUUGCACACGUAGCUGAUAUGCCCCCAAACAAAGUUCCUAACAGUUGGCAACAGCUGAGGAGGAGCUCACCUUAAGAGUAGAUAGUAGAGAGUUGUUUACAGCGAGGUGCACGUACCAGAAAUAACUGGUUUCAGGAGAAGGCAGACACCAAGACAACUCCCUGGCAGACCUUCAAGCAAGGAGCCGCACGGAAGGUCACUCGGUCGCAGGGAGCGGCGAAGGCAGGGCGCAGUGGCAGUGCUCGCGGGUGUGAUUUAAAGAGAAUACAGAAAACACGUCACCAUGACUGAUAACAGGGUUUACCGAACCCGUACCUUGGGUAUCCCAGCUGUAGGCUUGAAAGAUCAGUAUGCAGAUGGCACAGCAGCCAAGCUAUGGGAACUGUAUAUUGGAGACAAGAACAAGAGGACUGACAUUUACAGAGACUUCAUUGUGAGCAUGCUUAGAAAGAACAAUUGCAAGAAUGUUCUCGAUGUUGCCUGUGGUACUGGAGUGGACAGUAUCAUGUUGCUGGAAAAUGGUUUCAAAGUGACCAGUGUGGACUUGUCAGACAAGAUGCUGAAGUAUGCUUUGAAAACCCGCUGGAAGAGACGCAAGGAGCCAGCCUUUGAUGACUGGGUUAUUGAAGAGGCAAAUUGGUUAACCCUUAUAGAUGACAUUGAAGGCAUUGGUACAUUUGAUGCUGUAGUCUGCCUAGGAAAUUCCUUUGCUCAUCUUCCAGAUAUGGCAGGAGAUCAGUCUGAGCAUAAGCAAGCCAUAAGCAACUUUGCACAGAUGGUGAAACCAGGGGGAAUACUUGUCAUUGAUCAUCGCAACUACGACCAUAUUAUUGACACUGGCUCAGCACCAACACACAAUAUAUAUUAUAAUAGUGAGCAUGUGCAGGAUAUCAAGACAUCAGUUCUGUAUGUGAAUGGGAAGGCCUCACUUGUCACACUUGACUACGUGAUGGAUGUUGGUGAAGCUAAGAGGUGUGAAACAGAUUCGGAGAUUGCCAAGAAAGGCAGAUUAGAAGGACAAACAAGGAGUAACUUCCGCUUGUCAUACUACCCUCAUCGUGUUGCACGGUUUGGGGAGAUUCUCAUGGAAGGUUUCGGCGCAGGAGCAAAACACCAAGUCUAUGGAGAUUUCAAGCCAGUUGGAGAAAUUGAAGACCCAGCUUUCUACAUUCAUAUAAUUUCCAAAAAAUCAUAAUGUACAGAUCAAUGGUGUCCCCUGUCCCUGUGAAUAUUCUCAGGGGACAGCAAAGGCAAUCAUUCCCUGUGACGUUGGCUGUGGGCUUAAAUGUUGAGUACUCUUAUGGCUAAGGAUUGAAUACAUGUAAAGUGCUUUAUUAAUUGGUGAAUUUUCCAUCAUACAAGUGUAUGACCUAGUCACAAAUUGAAUGCUUAUUUUGGUUGGUUAUUCAGAUUAAUGAAAUAAGUGUGAUGAAAGUGAGAUGACAAUUCUCUUUACAAGGAACAAGAAUUCAGUAUAUUCCCUUAGUUGCUGCCUUCUCUGCAAUAUUGUGUCCUAUUGUGUUACCUGGUUUACUUUUUAAUGUACUCGUAUGUGAAGAAUACUCAUGAGGUACUUUGCAUGUUUAUGACUUUUGUGUGAAACUUGUUAGGAGUAUUCUAUGUAACACAAGACAUCACAUAUAAAGAGAGCAUAAACUUAUUGCAUUUUGCAAUGACACAUUUUGUGGUGUGCAUUUCCGUGUCAUAGUGAACAUUUGACCAUGACAUUGUCUUAGCAGUAAGCAUGCCCUAUCUAAUAGAGAUAAGUUGAAUCAGUAUCCUAUUCUCUGUUAUAUUAAUGGGAGUAUAGGAACCCAAGUGCCUCAGUUGUGUUAGGAAUCUUACUGGGAGUUUCUGUCAUAAUAGGGAUGGAAGGUAUAGUUAUCUUUAUUUUUGAGUAGUUUUUUUAUGGUAAAAUUAUUACCAUUUUUAUUUUCCUCAUAUUUUUGGUUAAAAGUUCCUUGGUGUUAUUAAUUAAUAUUUGCUUUACAGCACUUCUAGUUGAGGUAAAUGAAAUACCACUAUAUAUAUAUUUUAUUAAUAUUGUUAUUUUUAUUAUUUUUAUUUUUGUUAUUGUGAUUAUUGCUGUAUUGUUAAUAUUGUUAUUGGUAUUAUUGUUAUUAUAUGAUUUUUUAUUAUAUAUGUAUAUUUAGUAGUAUGUAUACAUACAGUGAGUGUGUAUAUAUAUCCAAAUAUUAUUGGCAUUACUAUUUGUUGUACUUAGUGGUUUUAUUAUUUUAUGUUAUUUCAUAGUAUAUUCCAAAGCAACUUUCAUGCCCUAAUUUUUGAGAUGUGUAAAUGCCCAUUAACAUAUUUCCCUCUGAUUAAGAAAUGGUACUUCAGUUUCUGAGUAGUUAUCAGUUCAAGUUUUAUUGUCAUCAGUACAUUGUAAAACAGCAUUUUAUUGGCAAGAGACUGUGGCACACUUGAUCUCUCUAAGUGAAGAUUUAGGCUUUUGUUAUUGCUGGCCUGGUAACCAGUGUAGAGAGACCUAUAAUGGCAUCGUUUUCUUGGUGUCUCCAUUAUUCUUCAAGGCUUGAAGUUAAUGAUCCAGAUUUUACUGGAUAUUAUCCAUAAGUGUUUCAUAAUCGUGUACAGUGAUUGGGAGUGGGUUGUGUGUGUGUGAAGCUUUUUUUUUUUUCUUUCCCAAGGUUAGAAGUAUUAACCUUUUCUUUUAUAAUCUUUUUAACUGUUCAGUAAAUGAACUAAGAAUUUAUGCUAUCUUCGUAGUUUAUCUGAAUAUACAUUUUAUAUUAUCUGUGAGGUGGCAAAGGCUGUAUUGUCAUGCAGAAACAUUUUAUUUUUUAUCCAUAUAAUGAUCAACAUUCCAUGAUUUUGUAGGGUUCUAUAUAUAAAAUAAAAUUAUAUACAAAA
Penaeus indicus is the source of this 2895-nucleotide messenger RNA. RefSeq names its product glycine N-methyltransferase-like. The transcript is spliced from 7 exons. NCBI's taxonomy places the organism in Eukaryota, Metazoa, Arthropoda, Malacostraca, Decapoda, Penaeidae. Gene Ontology annotation, cellular component: cytosol. Gene Ontology annotation, molecular function: glycine N-methyltransferase activity; S-adenosyl-L-methionine binding; identical protein binding. The record is from RefSeq and is a predicted model, not a curated record. Gene Ontology annotation, biological process: one-carbon metabolic process; S-adenosylmethionine metabolic process; protein homotetramerization. Bases 305 to 1216 code for a protein of 303 amino acids.